This is a messenger RNA of Pongo pygmaeus (Bornean orangutan), 4968 nucleotides long. RefSeq names its product small nuclear ribonucleoprotein U11/U12 subunit 35 (gene SNRNP35). NCBI's taxonomy places the organism in Eukaryota, Metazoa, Chordata, Mammalia, Primates, Hominidae. The record is from RefSeq and is a predicted model, not a curated record. Gene Ontology annotation, cellular component: U12-type spliceosomal complex; precatalytic spliceosome. Gene Ontology annotation, molecular function: snRNA binding; mRNA binding. Gene Ontology annotation, biological process: mRNA splicing, via spliceosome. The coding region runs from base 4120 to 4860 and encodes 246 amino acids. The transcript is spliced from 2 exons.
GCAAUGGCGCGAUCUCGGCUCACUGCAAGCUCCGCCUCCCGGGUUCACGCCAUUCUCCUGCCUCAGCCUCCCGAGUAGCUGGGACUACAGGCACCCACCACUACGCCUGGCUAAUUUUUUUUUUUUUUUGUAUUUUUAGUAGAGACGGGGUUUCACUGUGUUAGCCAGGAUGGUCUCAAUCUCCUGACCUUGUGAUCUGCCCGCCUUGGCCUCCCAAAGUGCUGGGAUUACAGGCAUGAGCCACCGCGCCCGGCUGCCUCUUCUUUUUUUCACGUGGAGAAAUUCCAGCCACGAGAGAAGACAUAAAUUGAGUUAGAGCCAGAGCCCAGACCAGGACUGAAAUUGUCUCCCUCUCAUCCUGUGCUCCUUCUGUCACUCCAUCUGUUUUUCAUUAUUUUACUGACAGCAGAGAGGCAGCCUCUGCAAAGUUGCUUGUUGAUGAUGACAGACAUAUUGCCCUCCUUUUACCAUGUGGUGGUAAACAGUGUCAUGUCCUGCUGCUUGUUUCUCAAUAAUCAGGUUUGCCUGAUUUGGACUAAAAAAAGUUCUAUGAUUUUUUUUUUUUUUUUUUUUUUUUUUUUGAGACAGAGUAUUGCUGUGUUGAUGAGGCUGGAGUGCAGUGGCGCAAUUUCAGCUCACUGCAACCUUUGACUCCUGGUUUCAAGCGAUUCUCCUGCUGCAGCCUCCCAAGUAGCUGGGAUUACAGGCGCCCGCCACCACGCCCAGCUAAUUUUUGUAUGUUUAGUAGAGAUGGGGUUUCGCUAUGUUGCCGAGGCUGGUCUUGAGCUGCUGACCUCGUGAUCCGCCCGCCUUGGCCUCCCAAGGUGCUGGGAUUACAGGCGUGAGCCACUGCGCUGGGCCAAUUUUGUGAUUUUUGAUCAGAGUUGGUUCAGUUCCUCAGCAUUUAUCAGAAAGCGUCCUAGGUUCUGGAACCACCAGACUGAAGAGUGUUUACUGUGUAUUGGGCAAAACAUGAUCAGGACUUUAGAAGUUUCAGUGAGCUGUGAGAAAGACACAGUUGCUUCAUGGUGGAGGGAGCUAAAUCUGGACUUGACAGGUCCAGUAGAAUUUCCACAAGUGGAUAUGAGGGAGAUAGGCAGGGAGAGGAUAUUCCGAGGAGAAGAAAUCAUCCUGAGAUGUUUGCACAAAUGGUUUAGGCCAAAAAGAAAGAAAAAUAGUACUGGGAAAGACAUGGGGCUGAGGAAUUAGGGUACAUUCAAGGAAGGAGGAGCAAGCCUGGGUAGUUUACAAACAGACUUUGUUCCUGUUGAAAGGAUCAGGAAAAAAAUAGAAUAGGUUUUAUGAUGGGACAGGGUGAGAGGCUAAGUGAGGGUCAGAGGUCUUUUUUUUUUUUCUUCUGAGAUGGAGUCUCGCUCUGUUGCCCAGGCUGGGGGGCAGUGGCAUGAUCUCGGCUCACUGCAACCUUCGUCUCCUGGGUUCAGCCUCCUGAGUAGCUGGGACUACAGGGUGUGCACCACCUUGUGCAGCUAAUUUUUUGUAUUUUUAGUAGAUAUGAGGUUUCACCAUGUUGGCCAGGCUGGUCUUGAACUCCUGACCUCAAGUGAUCCUCCCGUCUUGGCCUCCUAAAGUGCUGGGAUUACAGGCGUGAGAUCGUGCCCGGCCUAGUGUCAGAGGUCUUGAGUGCAGUGUCAUUGAUUUUGGAUUUUAUUCUGUAGGUGUUUGGCUUUUUUACUGAGGAAAGAAAAAUUCACAGUGCACCUCUAAGUAAUCACUCCCCCUAUAUAACCCAUCAACUGAGGGAGAAAUAAAGCAGAAAGAUCCUUGAGGAAAAUUUGAGUAAGAGGAAAAAAGUUAUAGAUAUUUUAAUAAAUAUUAUGGAAAGAUGCUGUUAGGAAUGAGAACUACUGUAUAUAUUUCACAGAAACCUGGUUUUUUGUUUUUUUUUGUGUUUUGAGACAGGGUCUCACUCUUACCCACACUGGAGUACAGUGGCAUGAUCAAGGCUCACUGCAGUCUCAAGUUCCAAGGCUCAAGCCAUCCUCCUGUCUCAGCCCCCCUAGUGGCUGGGACUACAGGCGUGCACCACCACGCCUGCCUAAUAUUUUUGAAUUUUAGUAGAGAUGAGGUCUUGAUAUGUUGCCCAGGCUGGUCUCCAACUCCUGAGCUCAAGUGAUCAUCCCACCUUGGCCUUCUAAAGUACUGGGAUUACAGGUGUGAGCCACUGCAACAGGUCAAGUUUUUUUUUUCUUCUUCUUUUUUUUUUUUUUUGAGACAGACUCUCGGUCUGUCACCCAGGCUGGAGUGCGGUGAUGCGACCUUGGCUCACUGCAACCUCCGCCUCCUGGGUUCAAGCGAUUCUCCUGCCUCAGCCUCCCAAGUAGCUGUGACUACAGGCGCAUGCAACUGCGCCCAGCUAAUUUUUGUAUUUUUAGUAGAGACGGGGUUUCACCAUGUUGGCCAGACUGGUCUCAAACUCCUGACCUCGUGAUCUGCCUGCCUUGGUCUCCCAAAGUGCUGGGAUUACAGGUAUGAGCUACCGCGCUCGCCAGUUGUUUUUUUUUCUUAACUUUUGGGACUUCUUCCAGGAAAGACCUGUUUUUUUUUUGUUUUUUGUUUUUUCUUUUUGAGACCCUCUCUUUGUUGCCCAGGCUGGAGUGCAGUGGUGCAAUCUCGGCUCACUGCAACCUCCACCUUCUGGGUUCAAGCCAUUCUCCUGCCUCAACCUCCUGAGUAGCUGGGAUUACAGGUGCCCACCUACCUCGCCUGGCUAAUUUUUUUUUUUUUUUGAGAGAGAAUUUUGCUCUUGUUGCUCAGGCUGGAGUGCAAUGGCGUGAUCUCGGCUCACCGCAACCUCCACCAACCCGGUUCAAGCGAUUCUCCUGCCUCAGCCUCUCGAGUACCUGGGAUUACAGGCACCUACAACCAUGCCUGGCUAAUUUUGUAUUUUUAGUUGAGAUGGGGUUUCUCUAUGUUGGUCAGGCUGGUCUCGGAAAUCCUGACCUCAGGUGAUCCACCUGCCUCAGCCUCCUAAAGUGCUGGGAUUAUAGGUGUGAGCCACUGCACCCAGCCAGCCAAGGUUUUUUUUUUUUUUUUGAGACAGAGUCUCGCUCUGUCUUCCAGGCUGGAGUGCAGUGGCGCGAACUCUGCUCACUGCAAGCUCCGCCUCCCGGGUUCACGCCAUUCUCCUGCCUCAGCCUCCCGACUAGCUGGGACUACAGGCGCCCGCCACCACGCUCGGCUAAUUUUUUUUGUAUUUUUUAGUAAAGACGGAGUUUCACCGUGUUAGCCAGGAUGGUCUCAAUUUCCUGACCUCAUGAUCCGCCCGCCUCGGCCUCCUAAAGUGCUGGGAUUACAGGCGUGAGCCACUGCGCCUGGCCUCAGCCAAGGUUUUUAAGUAACAUAUUUCAGCAUUGGCUCUACAGCUUUGCAGGUUGGUCACAGAAGCAUUAGCUGGGUCUGAAAUGUUAGUAAGCAUUUUAUUAUUCCAGCAAAGAUUCACAUGAAUUAACUAUGUAUCAGAAGGCAUGACAACUGCAGUGCUUGCUGAGCAAAAAAUUACCAUUGCAGUAAAUUCUCAUGCUCCCAGGCUAAACGGAUUAUCAGCUAGGGAUCUGAGAAGAAAUCCCCUGUUCCUUUUGAGCCAAAUAACCUGCUGCUGGGUCACUGUAGCCUUAGCUUUGUUGUCUGUUUACUGCAGAAUGGUGCAUCCAAAUCCCUAUUUUCUCUUGUAGUUUUAAAAAAGUCUAUAUCUUUUAAUGAUGCAUAGUAAAAAAUUUCCACACGAAUGAUGUGAUAUCUAGAAUUUGUUUCAGGAUUAUCUGGGGGCAGAUUAUUCUGGCCACAUGUGCAUGGCAGUUCUAGUUGAGCCAGGUGAGAAGUUUGUGGAGGGUUAUUGUAUGAUUCUCUGUGUUGGUAUUUGAAAUUCUUGGUAGUAGAGUUUUAAAAUUGCCCUUUUCCACCAGCAGUUCCUGGGCUAGUUUUCCUGUGAUCAUUUUAAAGGUUCUGAAAGGGAAGUCUGGUUUUGAUCCACGUUGCCACAUUGUAAUGUGUUCAUAGUUGGUAAGUGCCCUUCCAUGGCUGAGCCAGAUGCUGCAUAUAUGGGUGAAACCUGAGCACGCCACCCUCUGCUUCCUGAGAGGGCAUUUGUAGCAGUGGAACAUGAACGAUUGGAUGCCCAUUGCCAAGGAGUAUGAUCCACUCAAAGCGGGCAGCAUUGAUGGCACCGAUGAAGACCCACACGACCGUGCAGUCUGGAGGGCAAUGCUGGCACGAUAUGUCCCCAACAAAGGUGUCAUAGGAGAUCCCCUCCUCACCCUGUUUGUGGCCAGACUAAACUUGCAGACCAAGGAGGACAAAUUAAAGGAAGUCUUUUCCCGCUAUGGUGACAUCCGGCGGCUUCGGCUGGUAAGGGACUUGGUCACAGGCUUUUCAAAGGGCUACGCCUUCAUCGAAUACAAGGAGGAGCGUGCCGUGAUCAAAGCUUACCGAGAUGCUGAUGGCCUGGUUAUUGACCAGCAUGAGAUAUUCGUGGACUACGAGCUGGAAAGGACUCUCAAAGGGUGGAUCCCUCGGCGACUUGGAGGCGGUCUUGGGGGAAAAAAGGAGUCUGGGCAGCUGAGAUUUGGGGGACGGGACCGGCCUUUUCGAAAACCUAUUAACUUGCCAGUCGUUAAAAACGACCUCUAUAGAGAGGGAAAACGGGAAAGGCGGGAGCGAUCUCGAUCCCGAGAAAGACACUGGGACUCUAGGACAAGGGAUCGAGACCAUGACAGGGGCCGGGAGAAGAGAUGGCAAGAAAGAGAGCCGACCAGGGUGUGGCCCGACAAUGACUGGGAGAGAGAGAGGGACUUCAGAGAUGACAGGAUCAAGGGGAGGGAGAAGAAGGAAAGAGGCAAGUAGAGGCCCAACAGCAGACCCCAAAGUGAAGUUACAGUGGAAAUGAGUGGAGGGGUAUUGUCUUUCAACGCAGCGUGAGUCUAAUGGUUGAAUAAAACUUACUGAUGAUUA